Molecule: messenger RNA, 3705 nt
Organism: Linum trigynum
Lineage: Eukaryota; Viridiplantae; Streptophyta; Magnoliopsida; Malpighiales; Linaceae
Source: the annotation of a GenBank genome assembly
AACUCAACCCAUUCCAACUUGUUUGAGAACAGGAUUGGGGACGAACGAAUCUAGGCAUCUCCACAUAAUGAGUGGCAAGGAAGGAGUAAUUAAGGAGGUAGCUAGCUAGGGCAAAAGCAUCUAACCUUGGUGUUAGGCUGUCGGGCUAGCUGCCGGUGCAUUUUUUUUAAUUCAAUAUAAGUCUUUAGGUAUGGUCGGACAAUACAAUACAAGAUAGACAAUAAAAUAAAAUAAAAUAAGUGGUAGUCCGUUCGCAACCGGACUCUCGAUAAAAAAAUCUGUUUUGCUACGAGGUAGACAGUUCUGUUGAAACUCCGAGAAACAAAAUGACACGAGACUGACACAAAGGAAAAUGUUAGAGAGUGGUAUAAGAUCCAGCAUAACCGUCUCCUAACAACUCGAGUUAUUGGAACCAAUUAGUUUGUGACAUGGUAUCAGAGCUGGUCUGACCAAGUGGUCGUGUGUUUGAAUCUCCACGACCCCCAAUAUUAAUAGUUGAUUAAAGCACAAAGUAUGGUGAUUGCGUGUGCAAACUUCAAGCUCAUGGAUUGGCUUUCGUUUGAGGGGGCGUGUUAGAGAGUGGUAUAAGAUCCAACAUAACCUUCUCCCAACAUCUCGAGUUAUUGGGACCAACUGGUUUGUGACGGAAAAGACUUCCUAAAGGGAUGGGAUACGGUCACUUCCCCUUAGCAGGUUGUGAGAUUCGCAACCAAGGGUAAUUUGGGUAUAACAAAAAAAUAAAUUAAUUAAUUAAUUUUUUCAUAUUAAUUACAUAUUGAAAAUUAAAAAUCUAUAUUAAACACAUGCUUUUUUUUAAAAAAAACCUACAAUUACUACACUUAUAUCUCUCUGUACUUUUUCCAGCAGCCUCUUCGCUCCUACCGCCAAACUUACUCCGACCGGCAGACUUUUUUCCGGUGACAACCAUCAGUCAGACUCACUCUGGCCACCUGCAAAAAAGUACAACUUUGUGAGUGCGCUAGUGGUAGUGAUUUUCAUCUAGCGUACAGUGGUACUGGAAAGCUAUAGUGGUAUUGGUACGAUACCACUACCACUGAUAGCGUACUAGUACCACUGGUGCGUACCACUACCACGGGUAGCGCUACUAGUGAGUAGUGGUAGCGUACCACUACCUCUGAUAGGUACCAGUACCACUGGUGGCGUACUACUGCCACUGAUAACGUACCACUACCUCUGAUAGGUACCAGUACCACUGGUAGCGUACCACUACUCAUUGGUGCCGCUACCACUGGUAGUGUACCACUAGCAUUGGUUGCGUACCAAUAGCACUGGUAGUGUACAACUAGAGACUAAGACAGAAAAACCAGAUUUGAAAUCUGAAAAAUCCUAAAUCCGAAAAAAUUGGGGAUGAGGAAAGGGGAAGGCAGAGGAGAGAUCGUUAUCUCGUGGUGGCGGCGACGGCUGUGUUAAAACAAGUGGUGGUGGGAGGCGGAGGAAGAAUGGAAGGGGGAGGCAGAGGCGACUUUGGUGAUGGUGGUGGGAGGCGGUUGCAGCGGCAGAGGGCGGACGGGAGGGCUGUGAAUUGUGAUGUUGGUGGCGCCGACGGCAGGGGGUGGCGACGGAGGGCGGUGGGAGGACUGGAUGGUGGUGGCUCCGAGGGUAGGGGCAGAUGUGAUGAAGAAGAAGGGAGAACUGGCGGUGGUGGCUGCAGAGAGGGGGAUCUGAUUAGGGUUUUUAGAGAAAGGAAAGGAUAUGGAUAUUAAUAGUGAUAGUAAUCCUAUGGGUUAGUUUUUUUCAUUCCAAAAAUACCCUUCGUGUAAUCCUAACCAUCGAUUUAAAAUAAAAUAAAAAGAGACAGGAGAGAGAAUGUAUCCAAUGGCUACAAAGUGAGUUGUGAAUCUCACAACCGUAAGGAGGUUGUGACGGUAUCUCAUCCCCUUCCUGAAUGUCACAUCCUUAAUGAACAAUUGAGAAUCUUCACAAAAAACAACAAUCAAAAAAUUAUUGACGAAACACCAUCUCAUAGCAUCUCGAAUAAUAGCAAGUAAUUCGAAUGCAUUAUAUAAUUUACCCACAACAAAUGGAAUAAUUCCAUUACCCGCUGCCGCCUGCCGGUGCAUUUGGAGGCUGCAAUGGCGUGCAUGAACCGUUGAUUCAGUUCAUUAAUGAUCUCCCCGUACUAUAAAAAAACGAUGCAUUGACCUGACAUUUGCACAUGCAACGAGUUGAUGUUAUUAUUACACUAAUUUAGUUUGUUAAGAUUCACCAAAUAGAUUGUAUAGAGAAGCCAGAAGCCCCCACAUGCAAUGAUUCAGACAUUAUUGCUAAUUAGCAGCUUAAUCAAUGGUGUUUUCUUAACCGUAAUCAACUCAUGAGUACUGAUGUUGGAUCAGAUUUGUUUCAGUUCCGUUCCCUUUUCUUUUUCUUCCAUGAUUUAACGUGCACAUGCCAUCUUUUUUGUCUUCUUUUCCCAACUUGAAGAAAUUAAACUGCAUACUGCAAACACGGCCGAGACGUGAUGACUGUCAAGAACCAGUUGAUCCCAAUAACUCGAGUUGUUGAGAGAUUCAAUCGUGGAUCAUAUACCACAACACUAACACGCCCCCUCAAAAGAAAGCCACUCACAAGGGCUUGAAGUUUGCACAGGUUUGAAGACAAGAAUACCAUGUGCUUAACAAAUGGGGGUCAUUGGGAAUCGAACACAAGACCUCUCGGUCACAGAAGGCUCUGAUACCAUGUCAUGAACCAGUUGAUCCCAAUAACUCGAGUUGUUGGGAGAAGGUUAUGUUGGAUCUUAUACCACACUCUAACACGCCCCCUCAAACGAAAGCCAACCCAUGGGCUUGAAAGUUUGCACAGGCCCACCAUACCAUGUGCUUGAAAGACAACGGUUAAUAUUGGGGGUCGUGGAGAUUCGAACACAUGACCAUUCGGUUCUAGGCUCUGAUACCAUGUCAAGAACCAGUUGAUCCCAAUAACUCGAGUUGUUGGAAGAGGUUCAAUCGUGGAUCAUAUACCACAACACUAACAAUAACUUCCCAUGAUCCUGAACUUAUUUUACUUUGUACUAAUUACAUAUUGUUGUUUAAAUAUUUAUGCUUUGUUUAAUUGUGAAUUAAUGUUGUUUGGGGGGAAAUUAGAGUAGGAGUAGGGGAGAGGGGUUGUGGCCUAGGCAGAGAAUGGAAGGUCUUUUAGGCUCUUUCCUACAGAUUUUGAACGGGCAGAGAAUGGAAGGUCUUUUAGGCUCAUCGUUAGUUAGCUAUGUCAGCAUUUAACUGACGUCGUUAAUGAAGACUGACGGAGUCUAACGGAGAGUGAUCAAACUUGACCUGUGUAACUUAUUUAAGUGACUAAGAAUGAAAUAAAAUAGUCUUAGUGGCAAACGUGAGAUUGUUUAGUAAUUUUGAUGACCAAACUUGCAAUUUACCCGAAGAAGAGAACAAAGAGAAAUGUCUGAAUUUCAUACUAAUUGAACGAACUAAAGACCUCAUUACUGAAACUUCCCUUUUUGUAUCAAUCAUUAACAACAGAUUAAAAACCAUGACAUGAUCUGAUUAUAGUAUUGUUUGCGAAAUUCUUUUACGUGGAAAAUUAAACGACAGACGGUUGAGAAUUUUAUGUGCUUCUUGUUGUUUAGUGUAAAUGAUCUUGCAUCAAUUGGAAAUUUGGAAGUCGGGCAGAACUCUCCAAUUCCUUAUUUACGAAAUUACAACGCUAAUUCUGUAAUAAAUAAACAAAUAAGUA